This is a messenger RNA of Pygoscelis adeliae (Adelie penguin), 1396 nucleotides long. It is a transcript of the gene ZCCHC17, whose product is annotated as zinc finger, CCHC domain containing 17. NCBI's taxonomy places the organism in Eukaryota, Metazoa, Chordata, Aves, Sphenisciformes, Spheniscidae. Gene Ontology annotation, biological process: RNA stabilization. Bases 16 to 738 code for a protein of 240 amino acids. The record is from RefSeq and is a predicted model, not a curated record. The transcript has 7 exons. Gene Ontology annotation, molecular function: RNA binding; zinc ion binding.
GCGGGGCCUGCGGCGAUGGAGGCGCUGCCCGAGCUCUACGCCAUCUUCCAGGGAGAGGUUGCUACGGUGACAGAAUAUGGGGCAUUUAUAAAAAUUCCAGGCUGCAGGAAACAAGGCCUUGUCCAUAAGACUCACAUGUCCUCCUGCCGCGUGGAUAAACCCUCAGAGAUAGUCGACGUUGGAGACAAAGUAUGGGUAAAGCUUAUCAGAAAAGAGAUGAAAGAUGACAAACUGAAACUCUCCCUCUCCAUGAAGGUUGUUAACCAAGGCACGGGAAAAGACCUCGAUCCAAACAAUGUUUCCCUUGAUCAGGAUGAGAGGAAAAAACGCAUGUUCAGAGACUACACGAGUCAGAAGAUCACGCUUGAAGCUGUCUUGAACACUGUGUGCAAGAAAUGCGGUUGCAAAGGUCAUUUUGCCAAGGAGUGUUUCGUGCAGCCUGGAGGUACCAAAUAUAGCCUCAUUCCAGAAGAGGAGGAAGAGGAGGUGGCAGCAGCAGGAUAUGAAAGAGAGAAAAAGACCAGCGUGGCUGACGAUUCUUCAAAAAAAAGGAAAAAGGAGAAGAAGAAGAAGAAGAAGCACAAGAAUAAGCAGUCCUCUGAGUCGGACUCGGACAGCUCGGACUCGGACAGCGAUGGGGCUCAGCUGGCCAGCAAGAGGACCAGGCAUUCGGGGAAGCCCAGCAAGGCUCAGAAGAAGAAGAAGAAAAAGAAGCAUAAGAAGAAGCCCCGGGAUUGAGCGAGCAGGCAGGCAGGGGUACCGGCAUUGUGAGUCCCUGGUGCACACCACGAGGAGCGAGCAGAACUGAAUCGGCGCGCCCCUUGCUCCAGGGACAAGGAGUUUCCUUCUCCUAAAAGUAACGCUUGGCAUGUGGUGUUAAAGGUGUUGACUUUGAUACAAGUUGUCCUCCUAGGCGCGGGCUACCAUGUUCUCCCACCAGUAGGCGCUCCUGCCAAAACUGGCUAAUUGCACCCCUUCGUCGGCACCUCUCCCAUCCUGUAGCCUCACGUUUCGCUGGGUAAGCUGCCAGUGCUCGGUGGCUCCCCUGGACAGUGCGGCCAGCUGCACCCAGCCUGCAUGACAUCAGCCCCCAUCCAGUUGCCUGUAAAAGGUGGAGUCACGCUCGUCCCUGCUCGUCCCUGCGCUGCGCUCGGGGACAGGGCUGGUCGUUGCUGGGCCCUGCGAUGGCGCUACGUCCUCCCAGCCCGUAAUGGUGCAGAGCUGCUUGCCUCUGGUCCGCAAACCCUCCCCCAGCCUCGCUCAUUUUGUCUGCAAACAUUGGGAGUGGAAGAGGAAGAAGCAAAUGGGGGAGUGGAGAUAUUUAAAAUAAACAUUAACUGUGGUGUGUUUGCCGCCUUGGUAGGUGAUGGAAAAUAAAUCUCUCCAAUCUCCGUUU